AUGCGUGAUUCAGGCGAUUUAGAUAGUGAAUCAGAGCCAUUUAGUAGUGGUUCUAGUGAUAACUUUGAGCCAUCAGUAAGUGAGAGUGAAGGUAGUGCUAAUGAAGCUGGUCCUGCGAUUCGAUUGGGCACAUUCCACCGAAGAGUCUGCAAAAAGGCAUUUUGUGCUAUGCAUGGAGUGUCUGGUAAAAGAGUUGAGCGUCUUGGCUCAUAUAUUGCAGUCAAUACAACUACCACUGCACCACCAGAUUCAAGGGGAAAACAUCGAAAUAGGCCCAAUCUAAUCCCACAGGAGUUAGUUUUGCAAGUCGACAGCCAAAAGUUUUCCACGCAGGAAAUCUCAUUACAAUACUUCAAAGCGAACUUUAAUAUAAGUUUUGGACAUCCACGCUCCGACACCUGCCAAGUAUGUGACCGUAUAGAUAUUCAGUUAAAAGGAAGAGCAACCCUUUCAGAGGACGAAAUCAAAAAAAUUGAAACUGAGAAGAAUCUUCACCAAACUAAAGCCGAGGUUUUUUUCAAAGAUAUGAGAGAAAAAUCAGAUCAUGAACAAAAUGCCCCCUUGCCAAAGAUUCCAUCAGAAAAAGUUAAGCUAUAUAAUAAGCCGUUACCCCUUAAGAAGGCAAAAUAUGACAAUGUGAUGCAUCUCGCGGAAAAGUACGUUCCCAAGGCAGAUAUUGGAUACUACAACUCCCUUGUUUCGGACGAAAUUAUGAAUGAGGAGACUGAUGACACAGAAGAUGAUGAAAAUGAUGCUGAAUAA
This is a messenger RNA of Brassicogethes aeneus, 762 nucleotides long. The record is from the annotation of a GenBank genome assembly. Lineage: Eukaryota; Metazoa; Arthropoda; Insecta; Coleoptera; Nitidulidae.